Recurvomyces mirabilis is the source of this 3288-nucleotide messenger RNA. RefSeq names its product Serine/threonine-protein kinase (gene KIN2). The transcript has a single exon. The record is from RefSeq and is a predicted model, not a curated record. Gene Ontology annotation, molecular function: tau-protein kinase activity; ATP binding; protein serine/threonine kinase activity. The coding region runs from base 1 to 3288 and encodes 1095 amino acids. Gene Ontology annotation, biological process: protein phosphorylation; intracellular signal transduction; microtubule cytoskeleton organization. NCBI's taxonomy places the organism in Eukaryota, Fungi, Ascomycota, Dothideomycetes, Mycosphaerellales, Teratosphaeriaceae. Gene Ontology annotation, cellular component: cytoplasm.
AUGUCGACAGCAGCACCGACGACACUGCCUCGCACGCCCUCGCGCCGCCAGCAACCUCCGCCGCCAGCCUACAGCAACGGAGCGCAGCAGCAGGACCGACUACACCGCGCUCAGAGCACCACCACCCGCCCCGUCGCACCUUCCUCCCCACGCCGAUCAGCCUCGACCUCGCAAACAUCAUCGUCCGCCCCCACACAUACCAGAGCAGAAUCGAUGAGGCAGUCUUCGGGUCACGCGCGCACCCAAUCGCGAUAUGCCGACCAACCAACCCCCGCCCCCAGCUCCGAUGGCGGCCCACCUUCAAUCGCGACAGAGCAGAGUCGCUCCACAACCCAGACCACCACCACCAACUCCAACUUGCGAAGACGGACGACCAUCGAUGCAACGACGGGCCAUUGGGACCUGGGCAAGACCAUCGGAGCAGGCAGCAUGGGCAAGGUGAAGCUGGCGCGAAAUAAAGCGACCGGCGAGCAAGUGGCGGUCAAGAUCGUCCCCCGAGGCAGCACAGACGGCGAACACCACAGCCAAGCCGAGCGCGACCGCGCCGACCGAUCGAAAGAGGUGCGCACAGCUCGCGAGGCAGCCAUCGUCACUCUAGUCGACCACCCCUAUAUCUGCGGCAUGCGCGAUGUGUUACGCACCAACUACCACUGGUACAUGCUAUUUGAAUAUGUGAAUGGCGGGCAGAUGCUGGAUUACAUCAUCUCCCAUGGCCGACUGAAGGAGAAGCAAGCGAGGAAGUUUGGACGUCAGAUCGCGAGUGCGUUGGAUUACUGUCACCGCAACAGUAUCGUGCAUCGUGAUCUCAAGAUCGAAAACAUCCUAAUUUCCAAGAACGGCGACAUCAAGAUCAUCGAUUUCGGCUUGUCGAAUCUAUUUUCUCCGCGCUCCCAUCUGAAGACCUUUUGCGGCUCGCUGUAUUUUGCCGCGCCGGAAUUGCUUCAGGCGAAACAGUACACCGGUCCCGAAGUGGACGUCUGGAGUUUCGGCAUCGUGCUGUACGUUCUGGUGUGUGGUAAGGUGCCUUUUGACGACCAGUCGAUGCCGCAGCUGCACGCCAAGAUCAAAAGGGGCAAUGUCGAGUACCCGCCUUGGUUGACCCCUGAGUGCCGGGGUCUGAUUGCCAGGAUGCUGAAUACGAACCCCCAGGAGCGAGCGACGUUGCAGGAGAUCAUGAGUCAUCCGUGGAUGGUCAAGGGGUUUAAUGGGCCUCCGGAUAACUUCCUGCCGGUGAGGAAGCCGAUCCAGUUGCCUUUGGAUCACGCGGUGAUUGACAAGAUGACUGGAUUUGAUUUUGGUUCUGCGGAGUAUAUUUCGGAUGAGCUGCAUAAAUUGAUCGCUUCGGAGGACUAUCAACGGGCGGUGCGGAUGCAGGAGAGACGGAAUGCACAGCAGAUACCGGACCAGGAACGCAAGCGAGGUGUCUUUGACUUUUACAAGCGGCGCAACUCGACUACAAGCAGAGACACGCUCAACACGCCAUCUAUGGAGGCUGUGCAGCUUGGUAAUGAUCCGAUCAAUGCUUUCCAUCCUCUGAUCUCGGUAUACUACCUCGCCCUGGAGAAGCAGGAACGAGAAGCCCGAGAGAACAACCCUGGCGCACUGGCCAUACCACAAAGUCCGGGCGAGAAGCCACUCGCAUUGCCAGAUCUGCCGGCGCCACCCGCAGCAUACACGAACGCAGCAUCAUACGAGAUGCCAGGUGAGAAGCCGACGGGCGGCCGAACACGCCCACGCGCCCGCACACAAGGCGAAGAUGAUAUUCAAGACGCCAUGCAGAAUCUCAACGUCAAUACCGCACCCUCACCGACGAACCCGGCUAUCGUGGAGCCCAACACCGACCAACAAGCACCACAGCCUGCAAGAAAGGAGAGCGCAGCCACCAGUCUCCUGCGUAGACUUAGUACGAGACGGUCGAAGGAACCGGCUACCGAUCGACCAUCACGGGGAGAUAGGUCGCAUCCGCCUCCUUCAUUGGCUGUGUUCGCUCCGUCUGACACGCCGAGGAAGAGUUUCAGCGUGCGUAGAACGCGUGAUAGGGAUCCCACACCUACUGGCUAUCGAUCGGAGAAGGAGAAGGCGGAGAAGGCAGAGAAGCCCGUGGAGCCUGCUGGACAGGCCGCGGGAUCACUUCUCACUCCGCCUAUGACUGGGGAUGGUGCUAGCGAGAAGUCUUCACGAAUACAUGGGCUGGGCCGAUCUAUCAGUGUGAACUCUAGCGAUGUGCGACGACGGCUCACUAGACGUGGGGUUUCGGAGGGCACUUCCAUGCGACCACCCAUGACUUCCUCCAGCAGCCACGACAGCCGCGACACACCUAAGACACAACCUGGGGCAAGUCGCGAUGCUGCUUCCGAUGCCGAGACGCCUAAUCCACCUAUGGCAGGCGCCGGCAUGGGCAGCAUAGCCUCCCGCACCAAAUCCCUCGGUCACGGCAGAAGAGAGAGCAUGCAAGCCCGCCGCACACUUCGCCGUGGAGACACAGGACGAACUGCCGAUGUCCCCGAGGAAACGGAUCGAGAUAUCCUAGAACAGCAGGAGGAUCUCGAGGGGGGUGGGAACGCGGGGAGUAAUAGCCCGACGGGCUUCAAACCCGUGUACUUGAAGGGCGUCUUCAGCGUGAGUACCACGAGCAGUAAACCCAUUCAUUUCAUCCGAGCGGAUAUUAUCAGAGUUCUUUCGAGAUUGGGAGUCGAGUUUUCGGAGAUCAAGGGCGGGUUUAGGUGUAGACAUGCGCCUUCGAUCAAACCUGGUGCUGGUGGUGGAGCGGGAGGAGGGGGAAAUGAGGAUAGUGCGGUUAUGAGUCCGCCGCCGCCAACUGAUGCCACGAAUCAUCGACGGAAGAUUUCCUUUGGAGGGUUCAACAGACAGAAUAACGCUGAGCGGGAUGCUUUCCGCGCCCAGCAACAGCAGUCCCAGCAACAACCGCCCAACCCCCGAGGCGGCGGCGGCGGCGGCGGCGGCAGCACGAGCAUGAAACCUCCCCAACGUCCCACGGAUCCCACAAGCUACGAAAACACAGAGGAUGAAUCCGACGAGGAGCAGCCCCGACGGCCACGCCCCUAUGACCGAGAUAGAGAUCGGGACAGCAACGCCAACCGCGCCGCGGGCGAGACGAGCACGCACGUCCAGACGGAUCUGGGGAGCAGUAUGGUGUUGAAGUUUGAGAUUUUCGUGGUGAAAGUGCCGUUGAUUGGGUUGCAUGGGGUGCAGUUUAAGAAGUUGGAGGGGGGGACGUGGCAGUAUAAGAAUAUGGCGCAGACGAUUUUGGAUUGUUUGAGGUUGUGA